Paramacrobiotus metropolitanus is the source of this 4067-nucleotide messenger RNA. Its product is annotated as glycogen phosphorylase, muscle form-like. Gene Ontology annotation, cellular component: cytoplasm. The record is from RefSeq and is a predicted model, not a curated record. Lineage: Eukaryota; Metazoa; Tardigrada; Eutardigrada; Parachela; Macrobiotidae. Gene Ontology annotation, biological process: glycogen catabolic process. The transcript has 14 exons. Bases 179 to 3850 code for a protein of 1223 amino acids. Gene Ontology annotation, molecular function: glycogen phosphorylase activity; pyridoxal phosphate binding.
CACUCAGUCACUCGUAGGUUUUUUAGUGCAGUUUCUGUUUUCUGUUUCUGAUCGAAACUUUCAAGUUCAAGAUCCAAGAAUUUUACCCUGUUGUCCGCGUUGUCGAAUUGUGACUGACUGACUGUCGUGUAGUUGCCCCUUGGUCCUUGGAAUUCUAACUUACGGAGGAACUGCGGGGAUGUUCCGUUCCCAAUUAACCCCAUCCACCUCGCGUCUGACGCAGACGGACGACGUGGAGCGGGAAUCCGACACCGAGUCUAGCGACGAUUCCGGGGACGGCGCGGGCCUGGAUGACGCCAGCCAGGAGCCCGUCGACGCCAUCAUGACCGUCCUCCUCAACGCCGUCAAACUUCCCCGCAGCGCCAGUGAACGGGCGGGCACGCUGGGGUUCCUGGAGAGCGAGGCGUACGUGGAGGCGGGGCAGACGCUGGAUCUGAUGCUGGAGCACUGGCAGCACCAUGCCUCCUUCCAGCCGGGGUUUCUCGAUGAGGCCGCCCAGCGGGAUCUCGAUCCGCAUCGCUUCAGCUGGGUGAAGGUGGGCCAGCUGGUCUGGGCCAAGCACAAACGCUUCGAUUGGUGGCCAGCGGUGAUAAAGAGCAUCAAGCGUAAGAAACGGCAGCGGACCCUCAACGCCAGCAGCCACGUGGUGGUGAUGUUCGUGGAGCCGGUGUACGAUCACUAUCUGCAGUACGUGAAGAGCGGACUCAAGUACGUCCUGGGGGCCGUUCACCAGCUGACGCCCAUGCAUCUGGCCCGCUCCGAGGGGGAGAUACAGCGCUCCAAACGCUCCUGGAUGACCGCGGAGGAUUCCUACAUGGACAACACCAUGUUCGAGGUCUCCGAGCGGAUGGCCGUGGUGUACGAGAUGAACCGCGAUAAGUUGGUGCGCGACGGAACGCUGAAUUUUGAGCUGCUCGGGGCGCUGUACUAUCUGGCGGAGAUCGUGUGGUGCAAGAUGUGCUCCAUGCAUAUUAUCCCGCCCAACCCCUUACCCAACCUGGACCCCUUCAAACCCUUCCUGUCCACCCUGGAGGACGUGUCUUUCUGGCGCGACACCGCCCAGCCCCGUCCCCCUCGGCCGCGCCCCUACGCCGACCCCACGGACCCCCCGGUCACCGAGCCGACGGAAUGGUACGGCUUCGACUUCAUCCAGAUUGCCCUCCAACGCGACCCCACCAAAAUCGACUACUCGGAGGAGAAUGCCGCCGUGGUGCAGCAGCGCAACGUGUAUGCCGCGCGUCUAUUAGACGCCAUCCGCAGCCCCGGGUGCCAGCGCUAUCUGACGACGCUGCGCGAUGCCCCGCGCACCGAUCGCCGGCACACGAAGCGGACGCGGGCCUGGGUGAUGCGGGAGAUGUGGCAGUUGGUGCAUCAGGAGAUCCGCUGUCCCUCCGGACCCAUCGUGGAGGAUGGGCAGGUGUUUGAGUUGUAUAGACUGAUGAGAAGGAUCCGGAGGAAGGAGGACGAUGAUAAUGUGCAGUUUAUGCGCGAUUGCUAUGAUGUCUGGCUGCCGGAGGCGGUCAUCUAUGCGAUCAUGCGUGUGUACUACCUGUCGAUGGAGUACCUGAUCGGGCGGACCCUGCGCAACACCAUGGGCAACCUGGGCAUCACCGAUCCCUGCGUGGAGGCCAUGGCCGAUCUGGGACUCAAACUGGAGGAACUGGAAGAGCUGGAAGUGGACGCUGGGUUAGGGAAUGGUGGACUGGGACGACUGGCCGCCUGUUUCUUAGAUUCCCUGGCGACGCUGUCCAUCCCGGCGGUGGGGUACGGAAUUCGCUAUGAAUUCGGGAUCUUCAAGCAGGCGAUUGUCAACGGGGAGCAGCGGGAGGAGCGCGAUGAUUGGCUGGAGUUUGGGGAUCCCUGGGAGAAGAUGCGGGUGGAGAGAAAGGUCACCGUGCAUUUUCACGGGCAGGUUGUCAGGGAGGCCGGCGGCCGGGCGCGGUGGAUCAACACGCAUACGGUGUACGCCGUGCCCUUUGACAUGGCCACGCCGGGCUUCCGCAACGAGACCUGCAACAUCCUCCGUCUGUGGUCGGCACGCUCGCCCAACACCUUCCAGUUGGAGGAUUUCAACGCCGGCAAGUACAUGAGCGCGGUGCUGGACCGGAAUACGGCCGAAAAUAUUUCCCGUGUUCUAUAUCCGAACGACAACUUCUUCACCGGCAAAGAGCUGCGUCUGCAGCAGGAGUAUUUCCUGGUGGCGGCGUCCCUGGCGGACAUUGUCCGGCGCUACAAGUACGCCAUCUAUGGCUGUCACGAGCCGACCCGGACGUCCUUCGCCGAAUUCCCGGAGAAAGUGGCCAUCCAACUGAACGACACCCAUCCCUGUUUAGCCAUCCCGGAACUGAUGCGGCUGCUGGUGGAUGGGGAGGGGCUAGCGUGGGAGGAGGCGUGGCGCAUCUCUACGCGCACUUUUGCCUAUACCAACCACACCGUGUUGCCGGAAGCGCUGGAACGCUGGCCGGUGGAAAUGCUGGAGAAAUUAUUACCACGGCAUCUGGAAAUUAUCUACGAAAUUAACUGGUGGUUCCUGUACGAGAAAGUGAAUAAAAAAUGGCCGGACGGCAGUCAACUGCGCAGCAUGUCCAUCAUCGAGGAGGCGGAUGUGUUUAACCCGCGGAAACGCGUCAACAUGGCGCAUCUGGCCAUUGUCGGCUCGCACACCGUCAACGGCGUCGCGCAGAUCCACAGCGACAUCCUCAAACGAGUGAUUUUUAAAGAUUUUUACGCGUUGUGGCCGGAGAAAUUCCAGAAUAAGACCAACGGCAUCACGCCGCGCCGCUGGCUGGUCAACUGUAAUCCGCUUCUCACGGGUUUUAUCUGUGAGAAAAUCGGUCCGCUGGACGACUGGAUCCGCCAUCUGGAGGCCCUGCGCAAACUAGCGGCUUUAGCCGGUGACAAGGACGUCUUAACGGAGUUGGCCAACGUCAAACUGCAGAAUAAACGGGAGUUUGCGCGUUAUAUUAAGGAACACCACCACCUGGACGUCAAUCCCGAGGCCAUGUUCGAUGUGCAAGUGAAGCGCAUCCACGAGUAUAAACGCCAGUUAUUAAACUGCCUGCACGUCAUCGCGUUAUACCGCCGCAUCAAACGCCACCCGGCGGCGGAGAUGGUCCCCCGCGUCGUCAUGAUCGGCGGGAAGGCGGCGCCGGGCUACGCCGUGGCUAAACAGACCAUCCAGCUGAUCAACGCCGUCGCCGGCGUCGUCAACCACGAUCCGACCGUGGGCGACCGGCUGAAGCUGAUUUAUCUGGAGAACUACCGGGUGACCCUGGCGGAAAAGGUCAUCCCGGCCGCGGAUCUCAGUCAGCAGAUCUCGUUGGCCGGGACGGAGGCCUCCGGCACCGGGAAUAUGAAGUUUAUGAUGAACGGGGCGUUGACUAUCGGGACGCUGGACGGGGCUAAUGUGGAGAUGCGGGAGGCGGUUGGGAAGGAGAAUUUCUUCCUGUUUGGGAUGGAUGUGCAGGAGGUGGAGCAACUGGCCACCGCCGGGUAUAAUCCUAUGGAUUAUUACAUGAAGAAUGAGGAACUUCGAGAAUGUCUGGAUAUGAUUAAGGACGGGGUUUUCUCGCCGAACAACCCGAAUUUAUUCAAGGGAUUCGUCGAUCAUCUGCUGCGAUGGGACAGGUACAUGGUGUGUGCGGAUUUCGGGGACUAUAUGCGGGCGCAGGCGGAAGUCAGCGCCGCCUACGCCGACCGGGAGCGGUGGAAUCGGAUGGCGCUGCUGAAUAUCGCCGCCAGUGGCCAGUUCAGUAGUGACCGCACCAUCCGUGAAUACUGCCAGCAUAUUUGGCAUGUGGAGCCCUGUGAGCCGGCGCGCGCCCUCUCCACCAUCAACGAAGUGCCCUAAUUAAUGGAGACUCAUGAAUUCGUUUUAUUCGCAUUUUUCUCUUAUGUUUUUCUGAUUUUUUUCUAAUUUUUCUUCUCUCCUUAUUUAUCGCAUUUUGUCUCACUUUAUGUCAUUAAUUGCCUCAUUUUUUUAUUAAUACAUUUUCUCUUGUUUCGCUUUGUUGGAUUAGAUUUUCUUUUUUGUACUUGUUGUUUCUUACUUUUAUGCAGAUUUUUUG